CGCUUUCAACGUGCAUGAAAGAUUGAUGACUGCAGACAGGUUGGGAGUCAAUUGGCCUUGGCCGGGUAAUCUGGCUGCCCGAUUGAGACUCGCGCAAAUGUCUUAUUGGUCAAAACUUUUACGCUAGUCCGUUUGUGGCUAGUGCGGCAGUUGAGUCACGGCAUUCAUAGAUGACCCUCGGAAUCCACUUCAGAAGUUCCAUCCAGUGUUGUGUCAUUGGUUCCUGUCAACCAAGUCAAAAGCAAGCAGCAGACGGUUGAUAUUCAACAACAACGUCUCUUCAUCUUGAUACAACCUUUGCUUUACAAACAGCAAACUGCGUAUAUUUCAUUGGCCGCUCUUAGUUUCAGAAGCAAUGGGGUCCUCGGUGCCCAGAAGCUUCAUCGACCUUCCGCUGGAAAUCCAGUUCCUGGUUUUCGCCAACUUUGACUGUGCACGCGACCUUCGAGCGCUUGCCUUGACUUGCAAGAAGCUGCAUAGCGCUGUCAACAACGAUGGAUGGCGACGUUUCGUGGAACGCAGUUUUCCCUCUCUGUCUAUUCCCAUUCCAAACGGAAAUCGCCACACCUGGGAACAACUUGCCGAAUCACUCACCUGGCAAAGUCGAUGCUGGGACCGGCGAGCUCUGCAAUUCCAAGUUCUACUACACUCACCACACGGCGAUGAGGUGAGACGGCAUCGAGGGAAUGCGAGGGGGAGAGGUCUAUUCCACUCUGUUGUUGAUGCUCAUUUCGACCCAGCCACCCAUGAAGAACUCGUUGUAUGGGGUGCCGGAGAAGACAUCGUUGGCCGGUAUAGGGAGCGCCAGGGACCGGACAAGCCGUCCAAGUCUUCGUGGCACAGCGUUAAUGGCAAGGAACUGGGCUUCAGAGCGGCUUACGAUGAUGUCAACUCGGUAAAGAUCGUCAAUCACCACACCGGACGAGCUGUUGUCACUGGAAGGCACAAUGGAACGCUGUCGCUCAUAUCAGCGGAACCAGAUCGCUUUGGCCAGCCCAUCUCGGAGUUCAAGUUCGGUCCUCCAGAAACAUCUGAAACAAACAACGGCUCAGAACCGGAAAAUCUCAGUUCGUUGGAUGUUCUCCAACACGGCUCCAGCUCAAGAAUAGCGGCUGCCACGAGGAAUGGCCUGGCCGUAUUCGACCUUCCUGCGGACGCCGCAACCGAACUAGAACCAUCUGCUACAUUUGAUCUCAAAACAGAGAUAUUCUCCCUGAACACCUCGAGACUCAGUCGUGCCAAAUGGAUGGAACAGGGCGAAACCAUUGCAUUGGCUUUGAGUGGCUCUCCCGAUCCUCUCCGUUACCUCUCCCUGACACCAACGGGCAUCACUCAUCACACAGCUGCCAAGAAUGCAUCAAUCGGGGCUCAGUUUGAGCUCAAGGACAAUGGAAAUAUCUGUCCCAAUUCUCUAGAACCUGUUUGUCGGACUGGAGGCUGCAGAACCAGUCUACUUCUCAGCGCGUGGCGAGAUGGGACUAUCAGGUUACAAGACUUACGCACACCAUCACCGUUUGACGCUGUCUAUCAAGACAAUGUUGAUCCAUGGGUUGAUGCUGAGGCCCUCAUGACAUACGGCACAGAGCGCUUCGUUGCCGGAGGCGGGGAUGGCCUCACCGUCAAGAUAUUCGACUUUCGCUGGGAACGACCCUACCAUCACACCUCAGGUCUUCCGUGUCUGAACUCUUCGCCAUUCCCAGGACCCUCGCAAGCGUUCUUGAAAAGUCCUACAAAGUCAAAUCUCGGCAAUGAAAGGUGCAAGCAAGGACGAGCGUGCCAGUACCACGAGCUCUCAAAACACAUCUACUAUCGACCGAACGCCAAGUUUUACCUUUCCAGGUCGCUGAUCAACAGCAGCGCCAGCAUCUGGUCGCUUGCCCGAGGGUCAGACAUCUCGCCCAACUUUUACAUUGGCAUUUCGGGUGGAGUUAUCGAAGCCAAUCUGGAACCGUGUCCAAACAACUACCCACCGGACCGACCCACUACCGACCCUAAUUUUGGAUUCCCAGAUUGGAGAGGACGUGCGGCAGAUGGCAGCGGGUACAUGAGCAGACAGGUCUCGCCGGCUCUUAUGGAGAUUGGGGACGGUUAUGCAUACAAGCACAACGACAGACCGAUACUGCUUCCCAGGCUGCAGGACUGUGGUGGUCCUCCGAGCUGGUCUGGCCCGAUACUGAAGCUCUCCAAGUAUCACCGACUCGAUAUGAACUAUCAGACAAGGGGGGACUUUGUGUGGGGUUGACCAUACCUCAGGGAUAGAAAACUGGACAUAUCACGGGACCAUUCCCCUGAAGCAUUCCAAAACAGCCAACAUCCCAACAUUUCGUGUUUCCAUGUCAGGAACAGCAUGCUGAGAAGCCUCUGUUCCCCAGCUGACCAGGUCAGAUGAACAGUGGUUGAACCUGGAGAAAACGGCCGGGAUGGUGCGGCUUAGCUAACAACUGGGGAAAUGGGGUGACCCGAUUGGUUGGCUACGUCAAAGCUGGGCUGAAAAAGGCUAAGACAAAUGCCGAGACUUCUCUGGGAUUGCCGGAUCUGAACGGAUGGGGUGGGUCGUGCUCGGGACGAGGGACGGACGUGCAUGCACUUGCGACCCGGGAAAUCAUCUUGUCGGGAAUACAUCAGACAUUUGGAGUAUCGUUUAUUUGGGAUGUUAUCUUUUUGGAGAUGUUAGACAGUAUUUACAUACAGAGUUGGGACCAACACAGCAUCGAACCAACCUGAGACAGGUCUGCAAGGGGAGAAUUGGGGAAGAAGGCGUGGUUUGGGGGAUUUAUAAAGAGCGAAGAAGCCCAGGCUUGAAAUGAUCAAAUGUGAUGUCAGACAUUACCCC
Podospora bellae-mahoneyi is the source of this 2833-nucleotide messenger RNA. RefSeq lists its product as uncharacterized. The record is from RefSeq and is a predicted model, not a curated record. The transcript has 2 exons. Bases 356 to 2242 code for a protein of 628 amino acids. NCBI's taxonomy places the organism in Eukaryota, Fungi, Ascomycota, Sordariomycetes, Sordariales, Podosporaceae. Gene Ontology annotation, molecular function: protein binding.